AUGACGAUACCAAAGCUAGAAUUACUAGCUAUUCUCAUCGGUGUACGCGCAGCUCAGUUUGUCAUCAAACAAAUGGAAUUAGAAAAUCCAAAGGUAGUGGUAUGGUCGGACUCUCGCUGUGCACUACAUUGGAUACAAAACAACUCUCGCCUCCUACCAAAAUUUAUACAGAAUCGUGUGGAAGAAAUACAAAUGGCGAAAUUCGCAUAUCGGUAUAUCCCAAGCGAACACAAUCCAGCAGACAUUGCUACCAGAGGAACCAUUCCGACUCGUCUAAUAAGUUACGAGCCUUGGUGGAGCGGGCCCACAUGGAUCAAUGGUAAUGAACCGAAUUGGCCUCAUUGGGAAUACGACGUUCCACAAGAAGAGGAUAACGAAGAAGAUAAGAAUAUAGUAGCAACAACAACCACAGAAGAAAUCAUCAAUACAAAUCGAAUCAAUCUCCUGGAGGCAAAACGAUUCAGUAAAUGGACAAAGAUGAUAAGAACAACAGUAAGAGUACUAAAAUUUCUCAAAAAAUUAUCUAAAGGAAAAUUAACCUGGUUAAGCAGCGUAUCAGAAAGGAAUCCGAUUACACCCGAGGAUUACAAUCUCGCUGCGGAACUACUAAUAAAACAAUCCCAAUCGGAAGGUAUAACAGCAGAAGAAGUGGAAAAGUACAAUCUGCACUAUGCAGACAGGUACUGGAGAUUCCAGAGCAGACUACAAUUGCCGAACGACAGGGAAUACUCAUCCCAAACAAUAUAUCUCCCCAGACACAAUCGAAUAACAGAACUAAUUAUUCAACACCACCACGAAACGACGCAUCAUGGAGAUAUCUCUCAAACUAUUUCCAGAAUAAGAAAGCUCUACUGGAUUCCGAAAGGAAGGGCUGAAGUCAAGAAGGUGUUAAACCGCUGCAUGAGUUGCAAACGCUGGAAAGCCAAGCCAUUCAAAUUGCCACCUAUGCCAAAUUAUCCGCAAGAGCGGAUCACUGAAUCAAGAACGUUUGGACGAAUUGGCCUCGACUAUUUGGGGCCGAUUACUGUGAAGAUACAAUUGGAAAAAGCAAAGCGAUGGAUCGCCUUGUUCACAUGCUUCACCACCAGAGCGGUACAUUUGGAAAUGGUGGACGAUCUAUCAGCGGAAAGUUUCCUAACUGCAUUAAGAAGAUUUGUUGCGCGACGCGGCUAUCCCGAACUCAUUCUUUCGGACAAUGCCACCCAAUUUCAGGCAGUUUUUCAAGCCAUAAAAACGCAAGAAUCACAACUCUCUAAUUUCCUUGCUGAGAAAGGAAUCAAAUGUAAGACUAUAACACCGAGAGCACCAUGGAGCGGCGGAAUCUACGAAAGAUUAAUCGGCCUAACAAAAAGGAGUUUAAGAAGAGCUAUCGAUAGACGACUGCUUAAGGAAGGGGAACUAAUCACACUGAUUAUCGAAGUGGAAAGCAUUCUUAAUACUCGCCCCUUAACUUACGUAAAUUUCGACGACUCAAUUAUUUUGCGACCAAUAGACUUCAUCAUUCCCAAUGCUUCUUUGUCUAUACUGAAUAGCAAUAACGACAGAGAAGACGAAUUCUCACCUUAUAGUCUAACCACACAAGAAAGGUUACUUCAACACUGGUCGAAUACCCUAGAAACAUUGAAAACAUUUUGGGAGAUAUGGAAAGACGAAUACUUGAAUAGCUUAAAGGAUCGAUACCAAUUAGAACAUAAAUCUCCAAGAAAUGUAGAAAAGAGACAGCCGAUAGAAGGAGAAGUGGUACUGUUAGAUGAGCCUCAUGCACCACGUGGUACAUGGAAACUAGCAAGGAUAAAGAAAUUAAACGUAGCCAAUGAUGGGUACGUCAGGAGCGCUCAGAUCGAAACAUCGUCAGGAAAACUUCUAAAUCGACCUGUAAGCACGUUGUAUUCACUUGAAGUUACUCCAGAAGAACAGUCUACGGAGAACCCCGCGAACCCAUCAGAGAGAGCAGAACCAAUUAUCCAAAACCGAAACACCACAACUAACACGAAGAUUUCGAGUGAAAGUGCAAAAGGUCAAAUUUAA
Molecule: messenger RNA, 2028 nt
Organism: Brugia pahangi
Lineage: Eukaryota; Metazoa; Nematoda; Chromadorea; Rhabditida; Onchocercidae
Source: the annotation of a GenBank genome assembly